UUUGGAGGACACUUCCACAGGACACACACAUCUUAAUACCGUAACCUCAGGAACUGACUCCACACAGCUAGAACGGUUCCUACUGGCGGUAUAGCACUGCGUGACAGUCAUGGACUAUGAUGAUAAUGAUGCCAUUCCAUCAGCACCUCCUCCUUCAUAUGAUGAUGUUGUUGCUGCUGGUCCUUCUUUAGUUGUCCCAUUGACUCCUCCACCUGCUCCUACUCCUAAUGCUCCCAGCUUCCCUCCUCCUCCUUCUGCCAUUAGACAGCAAGCUCACCAACGACCACCACAAAGAUCUGGCCCGGGGGCCGGUUCACGGCAAGGAUCGAGACAACAGUUGCCACGACAACAAAGCCGCACCUCCUCAAAUUCCUCGAUGCAUGGCCCACCCCGUCAGAGACAGCACUCUCACCGACCCUCAGGAUCGAGGGAACCACCGACAAGACAAAUGAGACAACAACACUUCCUAGAGAAACUCUCUAAUUUCAACAUGGCCUUUCUCAUGCUCAAAGCAGUCACUCUCUCUUCUCCUGAUGUUGAUUUGGAUAGUGAAGCUCAUUUGCCCAAUCGUCAGUCAUUGAGGAAAAAAGUGUCAAGAAUUAAGAGGAUAAAAUGUAUCUGCUGUGGCCUCUGGUUUUGUGGUUUUACAUUACUGUUCUUCCUAUUGGCUCUACCUGUGGCUAUGUUCUUGACAGGUGUGUUUGGUUACAAUAGGUGUCCACACAAUAGCAGGCUCAUCAUUAGUCUCCUAAUGUCAAUAAGUGCCAUGUUCUUUGUUACGCUCCUACUACGCCUCUUCAACUCUGCUCUCUCGUGCUGUAAAAUCGGUAACUUCUGCAACUCAGAGAAAUCAGUGACCUGCUCAGCCUGCAUUGGGAUAAUGGAAGGAUGCUUCUUAGUAUUUGUAGCACUGACUACAAUCCUUACAUUAAUGGGCACGUGGUUCAUACUUAGUAAUCCACCGAGCCUUAAUAGUGCAGACGCUAAUUACUGUGACAGUGGAGUCUAUUAUGGUACACUGAUCAUGAUAGGACUGUUGUAUUUAUUUUGCUUCUGUCUCAUAUUGUAUUUGGUCGCUGCUGCAGUUUCUUACUGUUCUUAUCAGGAUGAUAUGGCUCCUAGAAGACGAGUGGUUAAAACUAAUGUUCGUCGUCAACCACGUCCACGAAGACAUGAUGACGUCUUAUUUUGAUUAUAGACUAUUGACUUUUUAUCUCUUGCACUUUGUUAUACAUUAUUUGUCUUUUAUUAUUGUUAUAGAUUAAUUUAUUUCAUGUAUGUAUCGUGAUUUUAUGCUACCUUUUCAAUGUUUUUUAAUCAUUGAAGUUUAGCAGACUGUCAAUUAGAAUCAUAAAA
Molecule: messenger RNA, 1356 nt
Organism: Amphimedon queenslandica
Lineage: Eukaryota; Metazoa; Porifera; Demospongiae; Haplosclerida; Niphatidae
Exons: 5
Coding region: 110-1192 (360 amino acids)
Source: RefSeq, a predicted model, not a curated record